AUGCAACUAGCGUUUCUGGAUGUUAAAACCGCGUUGGACUCUCCUCACCGAGGCCAUCUUCUCAACGCACUUCGCGCCGAUGGAGUACCAGGAAAGUUCGUUCGCUUGCUUGCUGACAUGAAUCAACGAACAACUGCUGCAAUUCGAACACCAGCCGGAUGUACAACACAGUUUGAAGUGGUAACUGGAGCAAGACAAGGGGCAGUGGCAGGACCCUUCCUGUUCAACUUCUCAACUGACGACAUUAUGCGAAGAACAGUCGACCAGUGUCCUGCCGACAUUGUCUCAGCACCAUCUGGGUGCCCCUUGACUGACCUCGAGUACGCCGACGAUGUUAUAUUCGCGAAAAGCAGUACGAAACUUGUUGUCAACCUUGUAUCGGAGCUGGCUGCAGCCUAUGGACUACGCCUACGCCCUGAUAAAUGCAAACAGAUGUGGAUCUCUUCGAGACCUCGAACGGGAGUUAGGGUGGAAGGACAACUGAUAGAACUCGUCGAUGAGUUCUGUUACCUAGGUUGUACGCUGAAGAACAAUGGCAGCUAUAAGAGAGAUGUUCAGCAAAGAUGCGCUAAGGCCACUUCUGCAUUUAACUCCUUAACGAAAUGCCUGUGGUCGACCCCCAUCACCAACGAAGUCAAGCUGCGCGUCUACCUAUCCGCAAUUCGCCCCAUCAUGAUGUACGGAUCGGAGACUUGGGCAGCACCAUCAACGGUUAAGGAGAGGUUUGACUGUACGGAACGGAAGCUGCUUAGACGGCUACUUGGCUACUUUUGGCCUAGGGUAUGUCACAAUGAAGAUCUUUACGCAGAAAUUGAUGUGGCAUACCGGCGGAUGACACGUCGAAAACAUCAACAUCCACCGCCAUCGAAAGUGAUUAAAGUAAAUCGUCUUCGCUUCUUUGGUUAUAUAUUAAGGAGAUCGGCAGAUCGCCUUGUUCAACGAGUUCUGAAGAGUUCGUCGGGUUCGAGUUGGAAGAAGCCACCUGGCCGAAAACGGAAGUUCUGGACUGAGGCGGUGAAAGAGGACCUGAGGACACUCGGCGUGGAUAGGCAGGUCAGGCGAGACGUAAGGUUUCACAGAGUAUGGAAUAGCGACGAAUGGACUGAUUCUGUGCAACAUUCUCGCAGAAGACCGAGAAGGUUGGGCAGAGCUGUGUUCAAGGACGGCACACCUCGGCGAAGAUGCGGGUAA
Molecule: messenger RNA, 1191 nt
Organism: Necator americanus (New World hookworm)
Lineage: Eukaryota; Metazoa; Nematoda; Chromadorea; Rhabditida; Ancylostomatidae
Exons: 1
Coding region: 1-1191 (396 amino acids)
Source: RefSeq, a predicted model, not a curated record